CGGAGUCCAGCUGCAGGAGAGAGAGGAUUAUCCUUGGGAGGAACGGAAGAAGACACGACUGCCUUCCAGGCUGACUUAGAUUCCUGUGUUAUGGCUUCUGUGGUAGAUCUGAAGUCCAAAGAGGAGAAGGAUGCUGAGCUGGACCGAAAGAUUGAAGCCCUGCGCAAGAAGAAUGAAGCCUUGGUGAAGAGACAUAAGUUGAUUGAGGAGGACCGGAAAAGAGCAGAGCAAGAAGGCAAUGCUGUGACCACGCCAAGAAAAGUCAAAAUUCCAGAUGACGAGCCAGACAAAGCACGGAAAGAAAAGGAGAAUUUCUCCAUAACACUUGAUGUAUCUGCUGGGGAGAAAAGAAUAGUAAGUGAUAGUAAAUCCCCUCGAGGCUCACACACCCCUACUCGUACCGAAACAUCUCCAAAAAGCCCCACCCAAAGGACAAGUGGACGAACAGGAUCUCACACAGGAGGAAGAAGCCCACAUUUUGACAGACCGGGAGACCCUUUCAAAAUUGAUGGUGACACCACCCACCCAGCUGAAAGGCCGGCAAGAGGUAGGAGGAGCCAAGGUGCUGAAGGGCCAAGAAGCAGUCCACGGGUAGCUAAAGAAGACCCCCCGGUAGACCAGUGGGGAGCAAUUCCUAGAGGCGGAAGAAGUCGAGGACGAGGUGGAGGCACACCAGGAAGAGGAGGUAGUCACAAUGGAGGUGGUCACAGUGGAAACGCAGAGGGAACUGACAGAAAGGUCAAGGAAUGGGAGGAGAAAAGAAAGCAGAAUAUAGAAAAGAUGAACGAGGAGAUGGAAAAAAUUGCAGAGUAUGAAAGGAACCAAAGGGAUGGCGUAAGAGAAAAAAAUCCAAUUCGCAACUUUCUUGAUGACCCUAGGAGGACCGGUCCUAUUGCAGAGGUUGACAGAAAGGAGGGUAGUCGCAGGCACAACAGAAACUGGGGAGGUCCUGAUUUCGAGAAGGUGAAAACUGGUAUGGACCGAGAGAAGGAAAGUCAUGUGAGAAGACCUGGAGUAAAAAAUCAAGUGGACAUGACCAUGUCAAUGACCGGCAGAGAGCGAGCAGAAUAUGUGCGCUGGAAGCAAGAGCGUGAACAGAUCGAUCAAGAGAGACUGGCACGACAUCGAAAGCCUACCGGCCAGUGGAGGAGAGAGUGGGAUGCAGAGAAAACUGACUCUAUGUUUAAAGAUGGAUCCGCCCCUCACAUAGAGGAUGAACCAAUGGGCAAAAGAGACUCUGGUAAGAAAGGUGCUCCAAAGCCUCCCACCAUGGCAGAGUUUCUUCCGAAGAGCCUUCAAAGCCCGGGACAAAAGAGAGAUCAGAAGAGAGGCCGAGGGAGAAACAAGCCAUACAGCAUGCAUGACAGUCGUUGGGAAGAAGAUGAGGAGGAAGAAGUAAACGAAAAAGACAAAACCUUGCCUUUGGAGGAAAAAGAGAAGGAGACAUGUGUGGAGAAAACGGAAGAAAAGAAAGUUGAGGGUCCACAGAAAAUCUGUGAAGCCCAAAAACCCACAAUGGAUGAAAAGCGAGAUGAAUUUAAACAUGAAAAGGAAGAAGAGGAAUGUGAAGAAGAGGAGGAUGAGGAGGAGGAGGAUGAUGAAGAAUGGACUGACGCUAGUGGUGACGAAGUAGAUGAAGAUGGCUCAGAAGUUGAGGAGGACUCCAUCGAAGAGGCUACCAAAGCUUCUCCAGCAUCUCCAAAGGAGCAAAGACUACCUAAACAGAUGGAUACCCCCAAACUGACAAUGCCUCCACCCAAUGCGACCACUGAUGAAGAAGAAGCUGUGGAGUCCAAACCCACCAGCCCAUUCUCACCAGAAGGGCACAGGCCAGUGACUGACUGGGGAGAGGAAAUGGAACUGCUGUCCCCUCCAGGAAGCAGCAAUGAGGACAGUCCUCCUCAAACCGGUAAUAGGAAGGUGUUCAGCAUGGACUCGAGAUCUCACUCAGACAGCACUCAAAACCCCAGUCUGGAUCAAGAAGGAGUCGUGGCAUCCAGUAUAGAAUCCAGUUCAUUGCAAUCCCCUGAGGUUCAGGCAGACCAAAAACAGAAACCUGUUAAAGAGUCCCCAGGAGGUGAGCCAUUGGUGGGUGCCUUAACACUUCCUCUGGAAAGAGAUCCUGACAGCAGUACAAAUCAAGGGAAGAGCAGUCUAGGGAAAUGACAAUGCUACUCCUCUCCUAGUCGAGACCUCAUUAGCUGUAGAAGAGGCUUCUCAAGUCCAAGAACUGAGCUCCCCAGCCACAGAACAGGCCCUGCCAGUGAAAGAAGAGCCCGUCCCCGUGACAGAAGACCUGGAGGGAACUGUAAAAGCAGUGCAUAUUGCUGACUUUGAAACGCAAACUACGGAGAUUCCACAGUCAUCCUGA
Staurois parvus is the source of this 2371-nucleotide messenger RNA. NCBI's taxonomy places the organism in Eukaryota, Metazoa, Chordata, Amphibia, Anura, Ranidae. The record is from the annotation of a GenBank genome assembly.